This is a messenger RNA of Mollisia scopiformis, 1802 nucleotides long. RefSeq names its product major facilitator superfamily transporter. The transcript is spliced from 3 exons. The record is from RefSeq and is a predicted model, not a curated record. Lineage: Eukaryota; Fungi; Ascomycota; Leotiomycetes; Helotiales; Mollisiaceae. The coding region runs from base 1 to 1584 and encodes 527 amino acids. Gene Ontology annotation, biological process: transmembrane transport. Gene Ontology annotation, molecular function: transmembrane transporter activity.
AUGCCUUUAGAGACGCGAACUCAGGAUUACAGUACUGCAACGCAAGGAAGUGUAUUCCUCAUCACAUCUGAUGGUCGCACUCUUCAGUUGCCAAUUCCGUCCCAAUCCCAGCACGACCCAUUGACGUGGAGCAAAUGGAAGCGGUUUCGUGCGUUGUGUGCAAUAUCUGUCUUCACGGUCGUCGGCUUGGUACAAGUCCAAGGCACGAGCUUGUUGUUAGAUGAACUAGAGCAUGAGUACAACGCAGUGGAAAUUGCUCCACUACGAGUCGAUACUUUAUCCUCGGUUCCGUGUAUCUUCUGGGGCAUCGGCGCCUUAACCUGGGUUCCACUUUCACUAGUCAUUGGACGAAGACCAGUCUUUUUGAUAUGCACAAUACUCCUUACCUUUUCCACAUACCUAGCCGCGGUCUCUCAAACAUUCUAUGUACACCUACUAGCACGUUGCCUCCAAGGAACAGCUGGAGCAAUAUCUCCAAGUACUAUGAUACUCACAGUCAUCGAGAUGAACUUCAUUCACCAAAGACCCAGAUAUAUCGCUUCUUUCUGGUGUCUCACUACCGUGUUCUCGAAUGUUGGUCUCGCGGUGACUCCUUAUAUCCUUUCCUUAGGGACAUGGCGAUCAUUCUAUUGGAUCUGGCUUGGUCCUUGCGCCCUCACCAUUUUCCUCGCACUCUUUUGGUCUCCAGAGACAUAUUUUGAGCGACCUGCCAUGGCAUUUGACGGUCACAUAUUAUCUCAAGCAGAAAAUGGCAGAGUCAAAGUUUACAGCAAAUGGGAAGAUGUUCCGGGUGGGAAGCCCAUGCCAGACACUCCCCAUACCUGGAAGACCUCAAAUAUCAUCAAGAACAUCAUAUUUUGGAAUCGAACAAAGAUGGGAGGUUGGCCAGCAAUGAAGGCAUUCCCUCGACAACUCAUCAUAUGCUUGUUCAAUCCGCUGAUAUUUUGGGUAUUGAUUCUCAAUGCCUUCAUUUUCGGCAGCAUGGUUGUAACGUUGGCCACCUACGUCGAAGUUCUCAUGGCUCCACCUUAUAACUUCUCCUUCAACGCAAUUGGUCUUGUGAAAUUCAGUCCCGCAAUAGGCGCUCUCGUAGCCUUUCCCGUAUCCGGAUUUUUGACGAGCUGGAUGGUACAACGCCUCGCCAGGGGGAACAAAGGAGUUCGCGAGCCCGAACACUAUCUUCCGUCUUUCAUCGUUCCAGUUCUUACCAGUUCAAGCAGCCUAUGCUUAUUCGGAGUUGCAAUGGAUCGGCACUGGAGCUCAAUAUGGAUUCUUGUCCUGGUUGGCGUCAACUAUUUCAGUGCGAUCUCGAUCUUCACUGCGAACACUCUCUGGGUCACUGAGGCAUUUCCGCGAUGGGCUGCACCUGCAAUUGUCGUCGUUGGAGCAGGAGGUUAUGCUGUGAGCUUUGGACUGAGCACUGGUAUUUUCGGCUGGAUUCAAUCUCAAGGUUUAAGUGCAACAUACAUUGAGCUUGGUAUGGUCACCUUCGCUGUUGGAUUGGUUGGCUUGCCGAUCAACUUUUGGGGAAAGCAAUGUAGACAAUACAUUUACAAGAGGUGGGGUGACAAUGAUGACCAGUGAUGAUCACGCAGGGCAAGGAUCUCACUCUAGCAACAUUUUGGCGAUCCACACUUUGCAGCCAAUUCAUAUCUUCUCCUCGUCCAAAUCCAAGCUUUCCUGUUGUACAUUAGAAUACUUUGAAGGGGCCAGAUUCUGGUAGAGCACAGACGAAAUUUGUUUGUAUUCUACGGCUAUACCCCGCUACUGUAUAUAUGUACUUUCCAAACCUAGAAUCGAGC